Lathyrus sativus (Indian pea) is the source of this 927-nucleotide messenger RNA. Lineage: Eukaryota; Viridiplantae; Streptophyta; Magnoliopsida; Fabales; Fabaceae. The record is from the annotation of a GenBank genome assembly.
AUGGAAAGUGUUUGUCUCAAGUGUGGCGAUGUAGGUUUUAUCGAGGCGAUAGUUUUUUGUAACAAGUGUGAGGCUUGUGCUCUUCACAGGUACUGUUUAGAUGGACCUGUGAUUUUUACCGAUGAAGUUAUAUGGUUUUGUGAGGAUUGUGAACCAAAGCAAAUAUCUCAAAAAACUAAAUCUAGAAGUUUGGCCAAUAACGCACUCCGAACCCGAAGAAAACUGAAACAUUGUGUAAAGAGACUGAAGGUAAGAAACCAACAGCACAAAAAGAAGAUUAUAGAGGAGCGGAAGAAUGGAAAUGUUAACUCUGGCAUGCAUAAUAUCAGCCACGAACAAGAAACUGAAUCUAAAAUUGAGUGUGAACCAGUUCGAUCAAAUGCACCAAAUACCAAUGUUGUUCCUAAAUCUGUUCUAAUCUCUCAAGUAACUGCCACUGAUGAUUUAAUUCCAUUAGAAGUUCAUGUUGAUGCACAGCCGAUUGCUGAACCAAUGUGGAGGGGAAAUUUGCUCUUCUGUGAUAAAAGUAAAACUAUCGGUACUGUCCUGGCCCAUUUGUCCAGUUUAGCAUCCCCCAAAGUUCUGGAGGAAGCUGAUCUUUUCCCAGAAGUGCUUUCCGCUGAUUUGCUUCCCAGAUCUGUUGUGUGGCCUAAUAGCUUCAAGAAGGAAGGACCAACUGAUAAGAGCAUUGCUCUUUAUUUCUUUCCAGUGAAUGAAAGGUCAUCGAUAAACGCCUUUGACAUGCUGGUUGAUGAUAUCAUUCGGACUGAUGAUGCCAUAAGAGUCGCGACCGAAAAUGCAGUGCUUUUAAUUUUUCCUUCCACCUUGCUUCCAACCCAACAUCAGAGGUUUCAAUCCAAGCAUUACUUGUGGGGUGUCUUCAAGAAAAAGAAAACUUCACUCAAGACAAACGAUGCUGUGUGCUGA